AAAUUCUAAAGUAGUUCUGCAAAUAAAGACAAAAAAAAACUUUAAAACGGUAACUACGUAAAUCUAAAUAUUUUUCAAACAUCCAAUUCGGUGCUUCCCCUAAAUUUUGAUCCGUUUGAAAAGUUACGCUUGGUUGGUUUCUAUUGUAUCAUAUUUCUAUUAUCACAAAUUAGAAGUUCAAUUAAAAUACAAAAAUGAGAGUAUUUAAUUAAAAACACAACUUUUUAACGUAAAAAGUGGUAGUGCAGUAAAUACUGUCUCUAAAUUCCAAAAUACGAGCAUAAAUUUUGAUUCAAGAGAGCAUUUUUUCUUUUUUUAUAUCACGCUUCAAUGGUUGCUACGUCACAGAGUAGCGUUCGCGAUGUUAUCUUUAUCAAAUACCUCAAUAAAUAUUUGUUUUUAGCAGAUUUAUUUAGCCGGUUAACAAAUUCAUGUUGCAAGUGAUCAGCAUAGUUGUGGAGGUGUAAAUUGGCCUUUAUUCGGCAAUAUAAGCAUCAGUGACGUCACAAUGGAAACGCCGUACACAGAAGCAGCGAACAAAAUAACAGAUGAUAUCGACGUUUGUGACGUAGCGGGGAUAUUCGAGAAAUUGAAACAAUGCGACUUCGAGAUGUUCGAACCUAAAGGAUAUGGAGAUGUGAAGACUUUGUUCCAUGAUGACGUGAUUGAAGCGAUAUCGAAAGUCGCGAACAUUGCUGCCGAUAUUAUGACGUCACAGACACCGAACGCGAUCGUUAUCAGCGGUUGUGGAACUUCUGGUCGCGUCGCAUUCUUAACAGCCAGGUCUCUCAAUAAAAUUGUUCCUGGUGAAAAAUUCCGAUACACGAUUGCUGGGGGAGAUAAGGCAUUGUUCACGUCACAAGAAGCACCGGAAGAUAAUAGAAAAGCCGGAGUUAACGAUUUGAUAAAAAGCACCAUUGAUGACGUCAAGGUCCUAUACAUCGGCAUCACAUGUGGAUUAUCGGCGCCUUACGUGGCUGGACAGCUAGACUACUGUAUGGAUAAUUUGGACAAAUUCGUACCAGUGAUUAUAGGUUUUAACCCAGUAUAUCUUGCCAGAAAGAAUCCGAUUUACGAUUGGGAUAAAACCUUCUACGAUGUGGUGACGAGAUUAGAAAGAUUGACGUCACAGCGAAAAGGGUUCCUAAUUAAUCCAGUGUUAGGGGGUGAGGCGAUCACAGGCAGUUCUCGAAUGAAAGGAGGUUCAAUCACCAUGGUGAUAUUACAAACUAUUUUUACUCAUGCGUUAAACGGUGUCUUGACGUCAUCAGAUAUGACGUCACAACUUGAAUGCAAAAACCUUUUGAAAAGUUACCAAAACACUUGCAGAUUAUUCUAUGAGUCAUCUACGACCACCGUGACCACUUUAAUGACGUCAGCGACUCAGAGUUUAAAGUCAAACAGUAGCGUUUAUUACGUCAGUUCCGGAGGAAGCGGUGUGCUUGGGAUAGUUGAUUCUACUGAGUGCAUACCAACUUAUGGGGCAAGUCUUGAUGACGUCAGAGGCUUUAUAGUUGGAGGUUACGGAGAGUUCAACAACGCAGAAGGCGAUAUUGGAAGCUUGGGGAAGAAUUAUCAAAUCGGGUGUGACGAUUUAAGCAAGUUACUCAAGUUACGUGACCUGGAACACAACGACACGAUACUCGUUGUAGCGAAAAGCUGGGACGAUCCGGUUUUGAACGAAAUUCAAGUUGAAAAAGACUUAGGAACGCAGUUGAAGCUUGUAGCGGCAUCACAAUCAAACGUUUAUGUCGUCGUAAUAGACACGGAACAAGGAAAACGCGAGAAAAAUAUGCCAGAUUACGUCGCGAAAUUGUUUGUAAUUUCUAUUGAUUUAAACGAAGUGAAAAACUCGGUUAGCUCCGCAUUGACGCCUAGCGGUAUAGGAAUUACUGAGUGAGAAUUUGAUCGAAAUUUGCAGCAAGUGGAUUUUCAAUGCGGUGUCUACAGGAGCCCAUGUUCUUAUUGGAAAAGUGUUCCGUAACUACAUGGUCGAUUUAAAAGUGAGCAAUCAGAAACUAUUCCAUCGUUCAAUCGGUAUCAUACAGAGGUUUUGCCCGAGUGUAUCGGAACAGGAAGCUAUGACGUAUUUGUUGAAAUCCAUCCAUGACGUAACUAACGUUGAUGACGUCAUGCAUAGAUCGAUUAAGGAUCAUGUUUUACGAGCAACGCCGAAAGAUAAGGUUGUUCCCACCGCUAUCGUCAUGGCAACAACGAAAUGUGACGUCACACAAGCGCGUCAGCUUCUUUCCAAGUAUCACGUGAUUCGGGAUGCUUUGUCAUCGGUUGUGACGCCAUAAUGAAACAACAAUGCAAUAAACACCUACGCAAUAUUCCCUGCGCAUAAAGAUCUUAUAAAAUCACAAGUUUAACGAGAAUUUUUUAUUUCAAGACAUUUAAUUUGUGCCAUGGACGGUUUAUAACAGUAAUGCUUUGUAAGCAAUGCUAUUUAAUGUAGAGUUUCUCAAACAAUGAAAAACAACUUCAUUAGUAAUUGGCAAUCAUAUAUGAAUAUUUUGCUCUGUAUGAUGAUUGAUGCUGUAUUGCCAAAUGGCUUUCCAAACACGUGUACCAUGGGGUAAUGGGGUGUUGUGAAACUAUUAUUACUUAAUUAUAAUUUACGAAAAGUUUUGGUAUAUAUUGUGUGAGAUUGGAAAAAUGGGUUGGUUGUGCUAUGAGACUUAUAAGUUUAAGAACCAUUGUAUUAAUGCAUGUCGUGUUUGACCCAUAGCAGCAAAUCAUUGAUAUACACUACAAUGUGAUUCGAAAAAAGUUGCGUUUUUUGUAAAUUGAGCAAAAUUUUAGAUUUAAUUUUUAAUUAUAGCAAUUAUUUAGCAACUUAUACAAAGCAUGAGAUAAUUUUAAAGAAAAAGUUACUAAAAAUGACAUUUCAUUGUUCGUUUACAGUUUUAGCUUAAAAAGAAACAAAGAAAUAUCACUAAAGUAGUUUUAAAAUGGUUUCAAACACAUUGUAGUGUAAACAAGAAUU
Molecule: messenger RNA, 2989 nt
Organism: Ciona intestinalis (vase tunicate)
Lineage: Eukaryota; Metazoa; Chordata; Ascidiacea; Phlebobranchia; Cionidae
Source: RefSeq, a predicted model, not a curated record